Chanos chanos (milkfish) is the source of this 744-nucleotide messenger RNA. RefSeq names its product forkhead box P3b (gene foxp3b). The record is from RefSeq and is a predicted model, not a curated record. Bases 1 to 744 code for a protein of 247 amino acids. Gene Ontology annotation, cellular component: nucleus. Gene Ontology annotation, molecular function: RNA polymerase II cis-regulatory region sequence-specific DNA binding; DNA-binding transcription repressor activity, RNA polymerase II-specific. Gene Ontology annotation, biological process: regulation of transcription by RNA polymerase II. The transcript has 8 exons. NCBI's taxonomy places the organism in Eukaryota, Metazoa, Chordata, Actinopteri, Gonorynchiformes, Chanidae.
AUGAAUCAGGACAUUGAGUCAGGCUCUGCCCAGAUAAGGUCAAAGGGCUCAAGCUCUUUGUUCAUAAAUGGGCGAUGUACGUGGCCAGGCUGUGACAGCUGCUUUGAAGAAUACCCAUAUUUUUUGAAACACCUCAAUAAUGAUCAUGCAUUUGGAGAUAAAGCUAUUGCCCAGUGGAAGAUUCAGCAAGAGCUAGUUCAGCAUCUGGAAAAUCAGCUCAUUGUAGAGAAAGAGAAACUACAAGCAAUGCACCAUCACCUCAAUCUUCCUGAGCACAGGUCGGUGCAUAUGAGAGCAGUUUCAGACUGGCCAGGCAGACUGUCGGUGAGUGGGCCACUGUCCAUGGUAACAUAUGGAGCUGCAGAGAGUGUCAGUAAAGGACCAGCAGAACUGGGCCAACAGGGUUCUUGGAACACUCCUGUCCCUAACCUGCUGGCAGAUUUCAUCACCGGUUUGGAAUAUUACAAACACACUAACGUCAGACCUCCGUACACCUACGCCUUCCUGAUCAGAUGGUCAAUACUAGAAUCGCCUGACAAGCAGCGUACGCUGAAUGAAAUCUACAACUGGUUCCAAAGAAUGUUCUUCUACUUUCGACACAACACCGCAACAUGGAAGAACGCUGUUCGGCACAACCUCAGUCUUCACAAGUGUUUUGUGCGUGUGGAGGGAGGAAAGGGAGCUGUCUGGACGGUGGAUGAAGCUGAGUUUCAAAGGAGAAAGGGGCAAAAGUUAAACAGGUGA